Ostrea edulis (European flat oyster) is the source of this 2307-nucleotide messenger RNA. RefSeq lists its product as uncharacterized. The record is from RefSeq and is a predicted model, not a curated record. NCBI's taxonomy places the organism in Eukaryota, Metazoa, Mollusca, Bivalvia, Ostreida, Ostreidae. The transcript has 8 exons. Bases 571 to 1140 code for a protein of 189 amino acids.
UUGAAGUGUCAAGGUACACUAUUUAAUCAAACUAGACACGCAAAUACCGUUUGUUACGAUAUUCUCCAUACACAAUAGUGUGUAUAAUCUAAGUAGAUUGUGUAUAAGAACUGCAGUUUGUAAGUGUUGUUGUAGUUAGAUAUACCACGCGCGUGUCAUCGAAUAUGAAGGGCAUUCUUAUCAAAAAUGAAAAUCCAGUGACAUAGUUAAACCAAGAAAGAAAAGACUGAAGGGGACUGCCCAUAAAGGGAGCGGGAAGGGGACUACCCAUAAUGGGAGUGGUAAAGGUCUCUUCAAUGCUUCUUGUUACAACCUGCUAUAUAUUUGAAAUGCACGAAUUAAAAAAGAUACUGGCCUGUCGUGACCUCUGACUCGGGAAGAUCGGAGCGAGGAUUAAAAUAAACGUCAACUAUUUACAUGAAUAGUGUCGGCGACCUACAGCACAAUUCAGUGAUGAAAGUUUGUGAAGGAAUAGAACGGACACCAGGAAAUAAAACGCAGUUUGGCAAUCUGUUUUCAAAUCUUUGAAAAACAUUUCAUCUGCGUGGCGCUUAUAGAAGACAGUUAGCCAUGACCCGUCUUCUGUCUAUCGUCAGUGCUCUCUCCAUGGUGGUAAUUGGUGGAUGUAAUGAACAAGAUGUCGUAGACAUACUGUGCGCAUGCUCAAGAAUAAACUUUGCUGGGAUGAACGCUAAUGGUACAAUGUACGAAAUAGAGGCCGAAAUAAAACUUGGAAAUGUUAAGUGUAAAACAACUGCUGAACGUCUGAAAUGGAAACCUAUGGCGUCAGUUUAUGUGAGGAACAGGACAACAACCCUGGGGAGCGGCGCCAUAAAAUGUAGUAUUCGUCAGCCUGACUGCAAGAAGAAAUUAAGUUUUCCAGAUAUUCCCCGAGACGAGGACGUCAUUGUUUUGAUCCAAACGAUAAUCAACGAUUUUGACUUCUGUCGACCCGUUGUAUUGUCAACUUCAACUUCUUCGAUUGAAAACAAUCAAAAGAGCCCCUACAUUACAACACAACGCACCUCUCAAAACAACGCAUCAUCGCCUAAUUCACAACCCACGCUAGCCUACACGGUGUUCCCGGCCUCUACACUUACACUGGCUGUGUGUGUUAUUGCCGUUGGGUUUUGGUGCUGACGAAAAAGGCGGCAACGGAGAGCAAGUAGAAGCAGUACCCACGAACCCUCUAAUCACAGCCUGAUAGAACCUUCCCUAGAGCUUUCAUUUGCUGCAAAGAGAGAUCUUCUUGUAAUAGCAGUGCCAGAAAGUGGAAGCAGAAGAAUGUCGAAUCUUUUAAGUGAAAUACAAACCACACGCAUUGCUAUUUUAUUCAACCCCGAGAAUUCUGAGGAAGACAUUUUCAAAAACAUGGAUCAGUGGAUUGACAAGAGCAUUAAAACAAGCAUGCAUCAACAAAUACUGAUCAUCUUCACCGUGAAUCUAGUUUCAGAGGAAGCAGGCUUUUGUUCCAACCCCUUUGAUGACGUAAGCAGAACUUUCUUUCAACGGAUGAUGUCGUAUCUCAGCCAUGAAGGAUCAGAUAAAAUAUUUUAUGUUUUCUUGGAUCCUCCCAGUGAAAUACUGAAUCAUCUCCCCCCAAAAGCGCUUGUCUUGUCUCAUCAACGUACAUACGAUCUCUCGCAAGAUGAAAACCGUUACAGUCAAACGAGGAGACUGCUGAGUGAUCUACAGUAAUGGAUUUUAACCAUGUGUCAUACCAUUCAAGUACACAACACAGCAACCUAACAGAAAAAUUCACACUUAGAUAUGUGUAAAACAAGACAGUAACUCAUCUUUAAAACUUAAAACAAUUUUAUUGACAGCAUUCAAAAAGCACAACAUAUGGAUUAAAUUAAGGAGUCGCUACUUGAACACGUCUGAUUGCGAACAUGUUGAACUCAAUAAUAGAAUCUACCUAAAAUAAACAGUUGUGCAAUGAAACAAACUGUACAUACAGUAAAACACGCUUAUAGCGAAGUGCUGGGGACAAAUAAUUUUGAAUGGUUAUAAACGUAAUUCAUGAUAUCCAAUAAGAUUAUAACACGUUUUAAAACUACAGGAAAAUCACUUCACUGUAAACAUGUAUUCAUUAUAAGUGUGUUCGCUGUAGUCGUAUUUUACUGUAAACGUGUAUUCAUUAUGAGCGUGUUCAUUGUAACCGUGUUUUACUGUAUACAGUUAUAUGAGCUUGGCAGCAUUAUCCAUGAAGAUGUGUGUAUGUCAUUUAAUGCUGUACACUGGUUAGUUUGAUGUUACUCUAGUGUACACAGUAUUAACAUUCCUGUAAUAAAUUAUCAUCCAGGA